AUGGACGGUAUCCUUGGCCGCAGACUGGCAUAUGCUGAAAAUGCGCACACAAAGGAUUCAGCAGUCAGGCUUUUGGAGGCCAUCGCCAGCGGCACAGAGAGCUGCAGUCCGCUGACGAAGCCACUGCAGAAGACUGUGCCAGAGUCCUCAACGUUGUGCAAAGCCAGUUUUACCGGCGAUACCCCUACGGCCUGCAGUACCUCCAGUCACCCUGCAGACUGCAGUCCCCACAGUCGCCUUACAGCGUGCAGUAUCCCCAGUCGUCCUAGCUCUCCUCCACCUAUUUGCUGGCGGAUCAUGAUUGGCUGGGGAACAUCCGAGGGAAGUUUAAAAGAUGACGGCUGCGCAGGAUACAUCUGGCCCGGAACCUCCUGUUUAACUCCUGCUGCCGUGUCUAUAGUUAUUGUGAAAUCUUGUGGAAGCUGUCUUGGUCCCCUUCUUUUUUCAUUAUAUAUGUUACCACUAGGUAAGAUCAUCAGAGAACACAAUGUUAACUUCCAUAGCUAUGCUGAUGAUACACAACUAUACAUUUCCGUUGAGCCAAAUGACAUAAAUGCAUUAUACUCCUUGACCACUUGCCUGUCAGCAAUCACUCAAUGGAUGAGUAAUGAUUUUUUAAAGUUAAAUGAAAACAAGACUGAAAUACUAUUAGUUGGCCCCAAACCCAGAAGAGACGCACUUUCUACCAGACUAAGACACUUAGGCCAUCAAAACAAACUGGAAGUCACAAGCCUGGGUGUAAUUUUAGACUCAGAUUUAAGUUUUAAACCCCACAUAAGCAAGGUAACCAAAGCAGCCUUCUUCCACCUGAGAAAUAUUGCCAGAGUACACCCAUUUCUAACUAAACAGGAUGCUGAGAAGCUCAUUCAUGCUUUUAUUUCAAGAAGACUGGACUACUGUAAUGCUCUUUUUAUUGGUCUUCCAAAGAAGUCAAUUGAGAAUCUACAGCUAAUUCAGAACUCAAAAACAAAGAAGAGAGAGCAUAUUACUCCUGUUUUAGCUGCACUGCAUUGGCUCCCUGUAUCUUUUAGAAUUGAUUUUAAAGUCCUUCUACUUGCAUACAAAGCUCUUAAUGGUUUAGCACCCUCUUACAUUACCGAUUCUCUGUUGUUUUAUGUUCCUUCACGAGCCCUUAGAUCCUCUAUGGCAGGUCUUUUAAACAUUCCAAAAGUCCCCGAAAAUAAAAUUGGGGAAGCUGCUUUUAUCCACUAUGUACCUAAACUGUGGAACACCCUACCAAGAAGUAUUAGAGAGACAGGCUCAGUGGACAGUUUUAAAUGGCAACUAAAAACAUACCUUUUUAGUCCAGCAUACUAUUAG
Messenger RNA from Chanos chanos (milkfish), 1320 nucleotides. RefSeq lists its product as uncharacterized. The transcript is spliced from 4 exons. Bases 1 to 1320 code for a protein of 439 amino acids. The record is from RefSeq and is a predicted model, not a curated record. Lineage: Eukaryota; Metazoa; Chordata; Actinopteri; Gonorynchiformes; Chanidae.